UCAAAAUUGAAAUAAUUAAAUGGAAGGAAUUGUAAAAGGCGAGAGACACCCUCUCGCACACGAGAAAGGUGGCUUCAGACUCCAGGACCCAGACAACUUGAUCCCAGAGGCCUCUAAAGAAAUGAUGAAGAAGAUCGGUGGCAAACUUCUCAAGCUCAAAGUGUUCGACCUGAUGAAGAUUUCAGCUCCAGCUAAAAUUGCAGCUCCAAUCACUUACCUAGAAUGCUUUUUGAACGACUACACUUACUUCCCGAGGUACAUGGCCGAGGUUGUCAAGGUUCAGGACCCUAUUGAGAGGAUCAAGUAUGUGACCACGAGCAUUCUAGCAGGAUUGCAUGUUGGUGCAUGAGUGCUGCAGGCGAUGUCGCCACUGAAUCCAGUUCUCGGAGAAACUUGUCAGAGAUAUGCACCAGAUGGCACAAAGUACUUUGCUGAACAAAUCACCCACCAUCCUCCGGUCUCUGCAGGUGUGAUGGAGGGUCCAGAAGGAAAAUGGAGGUUCGAAGUCAUCCAGGAGUUCAAGGCCAACUUGAAUGGCCAUAACAGCGUCAAAGCUCACAAAGAAGGAGCCAUCGUGAUCACUCUGUUUGACGGAACCCAGUACAUUGUUGAAGAAGGCUGGAUCCAGAUCGAUGGAAUUGUGUACGGCGAAAUGGUCAUCAACGUGUGUGACAAAAUCACAGUACAGGACUUGACUAACAACAUCGAAGCGGAAGUGGUGUUCGACCCAGACAACAAGGAGGGAGCAAUGUCAAAGCUCGGUUCGAAGUUGAAGUUCUGGGGGUCUAAAUAAGACAAAAAGACCUGCUGACCAUUUUGAUAUUAUCAUCUCUGAAGAUGGUGGAGAUAAGAAGAGCAAAGUCUGAACAGGAAAAGGAUCAUAUUUGGAGCACGUUGAAUUUGAAGGAGAAAAAUACUGGGAAAUAGGGGAUGAAUGGGGAGAAUGGAUUAAACCAGAUGAAAAGCAUCUUCUCAAAUCAGAUAGUUCCUUGAGAGCUGAUUUAAACUUUAUUAAAGAAAAAGACUAUGAGAACGCACAAAAAGCAAAAGAAGAUUCAGAAAAUUCUCAAAGAGCAGAUAAAGAUUUAAGAGAUCAAGGGAGGAAGACAUAAAAAUUAGAGAUA
Molecule: messenger RNA, 1124 nt
Organism: Moneuplotes crassus
Lineage: Eukaryota; Ciliophora; Spirotrichea; Euplotida; Euplotidae
Source: the annotation of a GenBank genome assembly